AAGUCAUAUAUGUUUAAAGAUGAUGAAGAAUAUGACAAGUUAGAAUAAACUCUUAUAAAAUAUGAGUAAGAAAUUCGCAACCACAUUAGCGUAAUGAUUUUAAAAAAUAGUUUAGGUUGAGUAACAAUUAAAAUUAUAUGCAGAAUCUAUAUAAAGCAAAUUGGAUGAGAGUGAACAAAUUAGAUAAGAAUUAUUGGAAACAACUAAAAAUAAUAUAAGUGUAAAUGCAUUUUAUCUGAUUAUGAUAGAAAUUGAAAAGAGAAAAUUAAGAAUUGAAUGAAAAAGAGUAAUAAUUAUAAUAGGAAGUAAAUAAUUUAAAGUAAACAAUAUCCAAUUUAGAAAAAGAAAACAAAAGAAAAUCAAUAGACUCUAAUUAACGAGACUAUUUAUAAGCUUUAAUUAAUAAACAAUCUAAUUAAUCAUCAAAUUAAUAAAAAAAUGGACCUAAUUAAAAGUUUAAUCUAGAUUAAAGGUAAAUAAAUUCUCAUUCUGAACAUAAAUCAAAUCCAAAAUAAUUUAUAAAAGAAUAAUAAGAACUUAUUUUACCUACAUAAUCAUCCCAAAAAUUAAAUUAUUAUAGUAUUAUCACUAAUGUAAAUAAUAAAUAAAAAUCUGAAGUGAUUAAAUCUAUGCAACAAAAAGAUUUUAAUAAUAUUUACAGUUAAAUAAUGAGAACUAAACAUAAUUCAUUAUCAUCUAUUAAUGAUCUGAUUCAGAAUGCAUCAUAAUAGGAUAAAAAAAGAUUGGAUUAAUUUUAAUCAAUAUCAAAGAAUAGUUCAUAAAAUAAUAGUAUGAUUUAAAAGAAUAGAGGUAUAUAAUUCUUUUAUAAUUAAAAGAAUCUAAAUAAAUAGAACCAUUAGAAUUAUAAUAAAGAAGUAAGAGUUCUAAACGAGCAGAAGAUAUCAUAAAAUAUUAAACUUUAGAAUCAUUAAUAAAAUUAAAGUGA
This is a messenger RNA of Paramecium primaurelia, 946 nucleotides long. The record is from the annotation of a GenBank genome assembly. NCBI's taxonomy places the organism in Eukaryota, Ciliophora, Oligohymenophorea, Peniculida, Parameciidae.